CUUAGGGCGGUGGUUGGGACUUUCUGCAGUACCACUUUAGCAGUUCUCUUUCUCCUGAGCCACAGUAGUAGCAGAGCCACUCCGGCCACCAGCAGGCCUAGUAGUAGAACCACAGCCACCCCAGCUCCAAUCCCUGGUCCUAAUGAUGAUGACUUGGAGGACCGAGAGUCUGGGGAGAUGUGCCUGGAGGAGGUGUGGGCUCAGUAGCUGCUUUGGUGGAUGUGGGAGGUUUGGAGGUCUCGGUUACUGAUGGAGAUGUACCAGGAGAAGGGGUGGGAGACUGUGAAAGAUAAGUGCUAAGCGUUGAGGAUAUAGCUGCAUUUGUGGAAAUGCCUCUAGAGAUUGAGAGAGAUACUGAUGGUGUUGAAAGUGUUGUCUCCACUAAAUCCAAAUAUGUGGCCGUGCUGGUAAGUGUUACCGGCUAU
Messenger RNA from Geodia barretti, 425 nucleotides. NCBI's taxonomy places the organism in Eukaryota, Metazoa, Porifera, Demospongiae, Tetractinellida, Geodiidae. The record is from the annotation of a GenBank genome assembly.